This is a messenger RNA of Peronospora matthiolae, 435 nucleotides long. The record is from the annotation of a GenBank genome assembly. Lineage: Eukaryota; Oomycota; Peronosporomycetes; Peronosporales; Peronosporaceae.
AUGCUGCGCCGUCACAACACCGCAUCGAGCGAGAUCGCGCAGCUACUUGUACCGCACGUAAAUAUGCUUGAUCUGAUCGAUGAGGCUUCUCCUUUGAUCUGGCUGAUGGCUGCCGAGAUGUCCACAUGCAUCUGCAUAGAGACAACCGCCACCAUGCCCACCUUUCCGAGCAUCUACCGCAAGCCGAUGAGCUCGUGCGCUACUUCCGACGCUGCGACGAACUAUGCCUCCAUCGUUGAAAUGAUCACGCCACCCUGUUUCUUCGCGGUCCACGACACGACCAUGCCAUUUGAGAAGCACAACGCGUCCCAUCAGCCAAUUUUAGUCCGCCCCGUCGACCACGAAGUCUGGCGCCGCUGUAAGCUUCGGGAUGCAGCACGUCGCCACUCGUAUGCUCCAGUGCCAUCUCGAACUUCAGCGCUGAAGUGCCCUUGA